This is a messenger RNA of Arachis stenosperma, 2231 nucleotides long. RefSeq names its product septin and tuftelin-interacting protein 1 homolog 1-like. Gene Ontology annotation, molecular function: nucleic acid binding. The coding region runs from base 310 to 2088 and encodes 592 amino acids. NCBI's taxonomy places the organism in Eukaryota, Viridiplantae, Streptophyta, Magnoliopsida, Fabales, Fabaceae. Gene Ontology annotation, biological process: spliceosomal complex disassembly. Gene Ontology annotation, cellular component: U2-type post-mRNA release spliceosomal complex. The transcript is spliced from 2 exons. The record is from RefSeq and is a predicted model, not a curated record.
CCCCCACCGCCGCAAGGAGUGCGCCGCCGUCCGUUGCGUUCAGGGCCACCGUAUCUUCGUCCGGUCGUCCGCGGUGCUUCGUCAUUCAUCAAUCGGUGCGUCACUGCAUCUUCUUCGAGGUCGCCGUCAGUGGUCUUCGUCUUCCUCGAGCUCGCCGUCAGUGGUCGUCGGGGUCGAAGUCUCCAACGGUACAACCCCUCUCCUCAUUCACCAAGCGCAGAUUCUUCCUCAAGCUCGCCGUCCGCCGUCUGCCUUCAUUGCCCUCCGUUGAGCUCCCUCACCCCUGUGCUUUGGAAGUGAACCAGUGCCAUGGACGAGGGCCAAGAGAUGGAGAGGUUCGACGAUGAUGACGACGACUAUUAUUCCAGCAAGAAACGCAGGAAGGACCUUUCCACGAAGCAGAUUAAGGAAGGGGUGAUGUGGAGGGAGAGGGAGAAAUUGGAGAAGAAGAGGGGUCAGGGUCAGAGUUCGGAUCAAGAUGGGUUUGGUAAUGCGGGGAAAUUCUAUAACAAUGGAAUAGGGAUGAAGCUGUUGGAAAAGAUGGGUUAUAGAGGGGGCGGUCUUGGAAAGAAUGAGCAAGGUAUUGUGGGUCCUAUCGAGGUGAAAAUGAGGGCUAAGAAUUCAGGUAUUGGUUUUAGUGAUGCAAGGGAGGUGCCGCCACCACCGUUGCCUGUUUUGCAGCAACGGAACAAAAGCACAGUGCAGCCUGCGGCUAGCAGAACAAAGGAGAGGCUGUGGUCAAAGCAGUCACGGUUGAAGAAGAAAGAGGAGGAAGUGUAUGUUACUGCUGAGGAGUUGUUGGCAAGCAAGCAAGAACAGAAUUUGGAGGUUGUUCAGAAGGUUUAUGAUAUGAGGGGGCCACAAGUUCGGGUUUAUACAAAUUUAUCUGAUUUAAAUGCUGAGGAGAAAGCAAAGGAGGAGGAUGUCCCAAUGCCGGAACUUCAGCAUAACGUUGGAUUGAUUGUUGGGUUGGCGGAGGCUGACAUUCAAGAGAUUGAUAGAGAUUUGAGGAGAGAAAGGGAGACAGCUCUCAGCUUGAAAAAAGAAAAAGAGAAGUUAGAAUCUGAAGCAGCAUUCCAAAAGCGUCAACUGGAUAAUAGGGAGGAAAUAAUGAGCGUCUUGGACGAAGUAGGCGAAGAGAGCACUUCAGGAACACUAACAUUAGAUUUCCUUGCUAGAUGCUUCACUGACUUGCAUGAGAGAUAUGCCGAUAGCUACAAGUUGUGUAAUUUGUCCUGCAUUGCUUGCUCAUAUGCUCUUCCUUUGUUUAUUAGAGUGUUCCAAGGUUGGGAUCCUCUUCGAAAUCCAUCUCAUGGGUUGGAGUUGGUAUCUACGUGGAAGACUGUCUUUGAUGCUGUAAAUUGGGAACAACUUAUGCUUCGAUUUAUUGUGCCUAAGUUGCAACUUGUCUUGCAAGAGUUUGAAGUCAAUCCAGCAAGUCAGAAGCUCGAUCAAUUUUUUUGGGUAAUUAAAUGGGCUUCUGUGAUUCCAAUUCAUAUCAUGGUGGACAUGAUGGAGAAGUUCUUCUUCACAAAGUGGCUUCAGGUUUUGCAUCACUGGUUGUGCUCAAAUCCUAACUUUGAAGAAGUUAUGAAGUGGUAUAAUGGAUGGAAGGAGCUUAUUCCAGAAGAACUAUUGGCAAAUGAAAGUAUCCAAUUCCAGAUUAACCGUGGUUUAGAUAUGAUGAGUCAGGCUGUUGAUGGAAUGGAGGUUGUCCAACCGGGUUUGAAGGAGAAUAUCAGCUAUCUUCGGGUACGUGAGCAACGACAAUUUGAGGCUCAGCAGAAAGCAGCAACCUAUGCUCAACAGCAAGCUGCUGCAGCAUUGGGUUGUGCCAACGCAGAUGGUGUGCAUGAUUUGAGCUUGAAAGAAGUCAUUGAGGCUCAUGCCCAGCAUCAUGGUUUGUUGUUCAAGAUUAAGCCUGGUAGAAUGCACAACGGUCACCAAAUAUAUGGGUUUGGUAAUGUCAGCAUAAUAAUAGACUCGCUACAUCAGAAGGUAUAUGCUCAACAUGAGGAAACAUGGUCCUUGAAAUCUCUUCAAGGAUUGCUAGAGUUGCAUAAUAAAUCCCUUGGUAAAAGACACUGAUUUCUGUAUUCUAGUGUAAUUAAAACACAAAAUAUUAAAACUCAAAGGGAGCCGUUGAAUUACCAGCCCUACAGGAAUCUUUUCUAUUUACAGGUCUGCAUGCAUCUGAGAAGUCCAGUCAGGCAGAAAGGAAGAAAGAACAA